Molecule: messenger RNA, 1728 nt
Organism: Lindgomyces ingoldianus
Lineage: Eukaryota; Fungi; Ascomycota; Dothideomycetes; Pleosporales; Lindgomycetaceae
Product: serine protein kinase-like protein Sky1
Exons: 3
Coding region: 1-1728 (575 amino acids)
Biological process (GO): protein phosphorylation; spliceosomal complex assembly; regulation of mRNA processing
Molecular function (GO): protein kinase activity; ATP binding
Source: RefSeq, a predicted model, not a curated record
AUGGCGGCGCGCAGCGUGCAAAACACGGCAUCCCCCCUCUCACACCACAAAGUCUCGUACACAAACCAAUUAAGCCACUCGCCCUCGUCUUCGUCCUCGUCGGUCGACGAAGCAGAGAACACGGCCGACGAAGAGGACUCGGAGGACUACUGUAAGGGCGGCUACCAUCCGGUCUCUGUUGGAGAGGAGUAUAAGGACGGCAAGUACACGGUCGUGCGCAAGCUCGGGUGGGGUCACUUCUCCACCGUCUGGCUCUCCAGAGACAACAUCACCCAGAAGCACGUCGCCCUCAAGGUAGUCAGAUCCGCUGCACACUACACCGAAACCGCCCUCGACGAGAUCAAGCUCCUCAAGAAGGUUGUCGAUGCGAAUAAAGACCAUCCGGGCCGCCAGCACGUCGUCAGUCUUCUCGAUUCCUUCAACCAUAAAGGCCCCAACGGCGUCCAUGUAUGUAUGGUGUUUGAGGUGCUCGGAGAAAAUCUACUGGGGUUAAUAAAGCGAUGGAAUCAUCGGGGGAUUCCCAUGCCUCUGGUCAAACAGAUCACGAAACAAGUAUUACUCGGCCUCGACUACCUGCAUCGGGAAUGCGGCAUCAUCCACACCGACCUCAAGCCUGAGAACGUCCUCAUUGAGAUUGGAGACGUCGAGCAAAUCGUCAAAACAUACGUCCAUGACGAACCUAAGAAGAAGGGCGAGGAUGAUAACAACAGGAAUGGCCGGCGGAGACGGAGGACGUUGAUUACCGGCAGCCAGCCGUUGCCGAGUCCCCUUAACGCCAGCUUCAGCCAUUCCGAUCUCGCAAACUUCCCCGGCAGCACCCAGAGUCUAAACAAGAUCAUGAGUGAGAGUACAGGUAAAGAAUCCCCCAUAGCUGGGCUAGCUCCACCUCCGAAAGACGGUGUUGUAAUGAGUGGUGCUCUAGGCACUUCUUCACCGUCAUCCGGCCUGUCAAUGGCAGAACGACUCGGUAUUAAGCAGCCUACGACCGACGAAGAUGUCCAGAAGCAGCGAGAAAAGACUGCUGACCUCUUGACGAAAGAAGUCUCCGGCAUCAGCCUCGAUAAAUCCAGUGCCUCCUCAAAUACCAAUGCCUCGCCAGACAAAAUGGCUGAAGAUGCCUCCCUCGCCGUCGAAACGAUCUCAGUCAAGAUUGCAGAUCUUGGGAAUGCCUGUUGGGUUGGGCAUCACUUCACCAAUGAUAUCCAGACUAGGCAGUACAGGUCCCCGGAGGUCAUUCUGGGCAGCAAGUGGGGUGCUAGUACUGAUGUUUGGAGUAUGGCUGCAAUGGUCUUCGAACUCAUCACCGGGGACUACCUCUUCGAUCCCCAAUCAGGUACCAAAUACGGCAAGGACGACGACCACAUCGCACAGAUCAUCGAGCUCCUCGGCACAUUCCCCAAAUCGCUCUGCAUGUCCGGUAAAUGGUCACAGGAAAUUUUCAACCGAAAGGGCGAGCUCCGCAAUAUUCACCGUCUACGUCACUGGGCACUUCCGGAUGUCCUGCACGAGAAAUAUCAUUUCCCUGUCGAGGACGCGAAGAGGAUUGCCGGGUUCUUGUUGCCAAUGUUGGAGUUGUUACCUGUGGAUAGGGCGAACGCGGGAGGAAUGACAGGCCAUGAGUUUUUGGAUGCGACGAAAGGCAUGGAUGAUGUUAAGCUCAAUAUUCCGGUUGGGAGUAAAGGAGAUGGGAUUGAGGGGUGGGCGACGGAAGUUAAGAAAACUCGGUAA